UCAUCAGCUGUGCUGGGAAGCAUGGUGUUUGUGUACAGUGCUGUUCAAGUCAUUCCAAGCGGAGGCUGACAGUGAGGACUCCGCAGACACGGCUAUUCAUACUGUGUUGAAUACUUUUUCCAGGAUUCUUAUUAUUCAGUUAUUGAAAUCAGUUUUUUUUUUUUUUAAAUCUGCGCAAUGAAUUUGCUAUAUCUGCUAUACGGAGUGGUUCCUCUUAUAAUCCUAACAGGAUCUGUCCAAUGCUCAGAAGAUGAGACUCGCCUGGUCAGUGACCUGUUCUCAAACUACAACAAAGUUGUGCGUCCUGUCAAUCACUAUAAGGAUGCAGUGAAAGUUACUGUGGGCCUGCAGCUCAUCCAACUCAUCAGUGUGGAUGAAGUCAACCAGAUUGUUACCAGUAAUGUGCGACUGAAACAGAAAUGGGAAGAUGUGAAUUUACGAUGGGACCCAAGUAAUUAUGGUGGAAUUAAAAAGAUCAGAGUUCCCUCCACUGACAUUUGGUAUCCAGACAUUGUUCUCUAUAACAAUGCUGAUGGUGACUUUGCCAUUGUACACAAGACCAAAGUUCUGCUGGAGUACACGGGCAUGAUCACAUGGAAUCCACCUGCCAUCUUUAAGAGCUACUGCGAGAUCAUUGUGCUGUACUUCCCCUUUGACGUGCAGAACUGCUCUAUGAAACUGGGAACCUGGACAUAUGAUGGCAACUUGGUUAGCAUUGAGCCGGAUGGUGAAAGGCCUGACCUGAGUAACUUCAUGGAGAGUGGUGAGUGGGUAAUGAAGGACUACCGUGGCUGGAAGCACUGGGUGUACUACAGCUGCUGCCCCGACACGCCGUACCUGGACAUCACCUACCACUUCCUCCUGCUCCGCCUGCCCCUCUACUUCAUCGUCAACGUCAUCACCCCCUGCAUGCUUUUCUCGUUCCUUACUGGCCUGGUCUUCUACCUACCUACAGACUCUGGAGAGAAGAUGACUCUCAGCAUCUCUGUUCUGCUGUCCCUGACUGUGUUCCUGCUGGUCAUUGUGGAGCUCAUCCCCUCCACCUCAAGUGCAGUGCCACUCAUUGGGAAGUACAUGCUCUUCACCAUGGUCUUUGUCAUCGCUGCCAUCAUCAUCACUGUUGUCAUCAUCAACACCCAUCACCGCUCCCCCAGCACCCACACCAUGCCACAGUGGGUGCGCAAGAUUUUCAUCGACACCAUUCCCAACCUCAUGUUCUUCUCAAAUAUGAAAAGGCCCUCCAAGGAGACACAGAAGAAUAUCUACUCUGCUGACCUUGACAUCUCAGAAAUUUCAGGCAAGCCCAUGCCUGCCACCUUCCACCCUCCCAUCACCAAGAAUCCUGAUGUCCGCAGUGCCAUCGAAGGUGUCAAGUACAUUGCCGAAACCAUGAAGUCUGAUGAGGAGUCCAACAAUGCUGCAGAGGAGUGGAAAUUUGUUGCCAUGGUGAUGGAUCACAUUCUGCUGUGCGUCUUCAUGGCCGUGUGCAUCAUUGGCACCCUGGGUGUGUUUGCUGGCCGCCUCAUUGAGCUCAACAUGCAGGGCUAGAGCCUCCAGGGACACACACUCAUGUGAGAACCUGCUGGAGCCUUACCCUUUGUCCUGUACAAACCCAUACAUUCUUUGGACAUGCCACCUCAUCACUGGACUUGGAUCAAAGUGAAGCUGUCUUUUCAUUUAUCAAGAUAUGCUGUUCAUCUUUUCAUCUGCAAUCUCUAAAGUAAGGUAAUGUGCUAAUCUGAGGAUUAAUUAACCGUAAAUGAGGUAGAGGUUUGUAUCCACUUCUUCAUGACUAAACAGGCCGAGGGAUACUAUGGCACCUGCCUGGUGUUCUCAUUCGCCCAUAUGCAGAAGCCAAGUGAGGACAGAAUGGACACUAUGCAAGAAAAAGUAAAGGAAAAUCAAGUUUAUUCAACCGUGGUUUCAGCACAUAUAUUGUGAGUUUGUUUAUUUUUGAGGGAAUAAUUAGUAUUGUGAGGUUGAGUGCUAACCAUCUGGCAACAUUAAAGCAGGUACAGACAUAAACCGAAUCCAUUCUUAGCCUUUGGCCACAAAUUGUUUUUUGUCAUUAAAUGGAAGUAGAGAGCAGAGCAGUUUAGUCUGUAAUAAGUUAAGUACUGGGUGAAAUUUCGAGUUUCAAGUCAAAUUAAUGCUUAAUAUAGCCAAAUAUGUUUCCUACUUUGUUUUGUUUGCUUGAAUCUGUGAAACAAGAGAUUAAUAAAAUAUUGAAGUCGCAGACAGAACCAUUUAA
Molecule: messenger RNA, 2251 nt
Organism: Anguilla anguilla (European eel)
Lineage: Eukaryota; Metazoa; Chordata; Actinopteri; Anguilliformes; Anguillidae
Product: acetylcholine receptor subunit alpha-like
Exons: 9
Coding region: 178-1548 (456 amino acids)
Biological process (GO): signal transduction; chemical synaptic transmission; nervous system process
Cellular component (GO): neuron projection; synapse; postsynaptic membrane
Molecular function (GO): acetylcholine-gated monoatomic cation-selective channel activity; transmembrane signaling receptor activity
Source: RefSeq, a predicted model, not a curated record